AUGCUAUUAUUUAAGAAAGUUAAUUCAAAAGUCUUGAGUAUAAAUAAUUAUUUACAAAAAUAUUUAGAAUCUAAUCAAUUCGAAAAAAAUUUAAAAGAAGCGUUGAAUAAUAAAAACUAUGGAGUGUCUAAUAGUCUUCUAUAUGAUUUAUCUAUAUCAACUUAUGACGUAAAUUAUUAUAAAAGGGUUAUGACGGAGGUGUUUAAGGCCAUACAAGAGAAGCCAUCUAGAUGGAGAAGAAUAUACAAGGGCCUAAAAUUGUGCGAGUAUGUUAUGAAGAACGGUUGCGAAUAUUUUAUUAGCGACGUUAAAGAUAAGGAAGAACUCAUAAAAAAAUUAACACACUUUACACACCUUGAAGAUUUAAAAGACAAAGGUAUCGGGAUCAGAGAUAUAUCAAAUAAUAUCUUAAGAUUAUUGAAAGAUAAUAAAUAUUUAAAAAAUGAAAGAAUAGAAGCAGCAAAAUAUGCAAAUAUUUGUACUAAUAUAGAAUCGAAGCCUAUAGAAAAGAAAGGUUUCUUUUCUAAUAGAAAGAAAAAAAAACAUAAAAUUAAAAGAACAAGUGAAUAUAGUAGAAGAAAUAUUAAUGAUCCAAGAAAUUUAAGACAAAGCUUACAAUCAAAAAAUAUAUUAGAUCAAAUACAAGAAGAAAGAAAAUCAAUAUAUGGAUAUACAAAUGAUAAUAAUAAUAUAUUUAAUGAAAAAAGAUAUGAUACUGAAGAAAAUAAUCAUAAUAAUAAUAUUUCUUCCUAUUCUUCAAAUAAUUCAUCUUCUUCAUCUUCUUCCUCAACAUCAUCAUCAUCAUCAUCAUCUUCAUCAUCAUCAUCUACAUCAUCUGCAUCAUCACCAUCCUCAGCAACAUCGUCAUCUUCUUCAUCUUCUUAUUGUAGUAAUAGAAAUUCUUCAAAUAGUGCUCAUUCAAAUUAUAAAACUAAUAAUAAUCAUAAAAGAAUAUCAAAAAGGAAAAAACAUAUAAAACAUAAAAAACAUUCAACAUCUUCAUCUCCAAAAUCAUCAAGAAUAUCUAAUCGAUCCUCAUCAAAUUCUCAAGAUGAAUAUAAUAAUACCUCAUCUAAAUUUUCUACACAAUCAAAAGGUCGUUCAGCGUCACAUACAUCAUCAUGUGUAUCGUCGCAUACGUCUUACAAACAUUCAUCAAGAUUAUCAUCACAUUCAUCAACCUCUUCCUCUGCCUCAAAUAGUUAUUCCAGUCGUUCUAGAGGAAGAUCACAUUUGAGAAAUAAACAUGGACGUUCAAAAAAAAAUAAAAGAGAAAAGGAAAGAAAAAAAAGUAGAUCAACAACUAGACACAAAUGA
Messenger RNA from Plasmodium adleri (nom. inval.), 1317 nucleotides. Its product is annotated as epsin, putative. The transcript has 3 exons. Gene Ontology annotation, biological process: endocytosis. Lineage: Eukaryota; Apicomplexa; Aconoidasida; Haemosporida; Plasmodiidae. The record is from RefSeq and is a predicted model, not a curated record. The coding region runs from base 1 to 1317 and encodes 438 amino acids. Gene Ontology annotation, molecular function: clathrin binding; phospholipid binding. Gene Ontology annotation, cellular component: endosome; clathrin vesicle coat; plasma membrane.